Molecule: messenger RNA, 4603 nt
Organism: Schistosoma rodhaini
Lineage: Eukaryota; Metazoa; Platyhelminthes; Trematoda; Strigeidida; Schistosomatidae
Source: the annotation of a GenBank genome assembly
UGGCACUUGGUUUUGUUUAUUCCUGUCGAUCUUUUGACCUUUGACAAACAAUCAAAAUGUUGCACUUUCAACACACAUACUUGAAAACGUGAUAUAAUUGAUGUCAAUGAACUUUAGCUGUAUAAAACUAGUUUGGUUAUAAAUAUGACUCACUCUUUAUUUUUAAAAAACUAUGAGUCUCUGAUUUUUGUUGUUAUUGUGUCGAUUCUUCUCAAUACAUGUUAUACGAACCUUACAAAAGAGAGAUGUCAACGUGCUGUACAAGAAGCUCUUUCCAUGGGAUUAAGCUUUCCGCAGCCUGAAAAAUUACCAAUAUUUUUGAAUCCAACUACUCAAAGUGAACAACGACAACAUCGGACUACAGAAAAUCCCCAAUUAUUAAGAGAUAAUGAUCGUACUAGUAACACAAUCACUUCAACAAAUAUAGAUGAAAAUUCAAGAAAUGCUAAAGAAUCCUUAUAUUUAUGGCUCUCUGAGACACAACUUAAUCAAUUAUUGGAGUAUAACUUUCUGGAUACAUAUCGAGCUCAUGCUGGUCAAGGUAGGAGUUUAUCCGAUUUAAAUUGGGACGCUAAUCAGUCACAAUUAUAUCAUCAAAGUUUUUGUUACUGGUCGGAUACCAAUUUACCAAAGCAUACAUGUUGUACAUUUCAAAUGGAAUUAGGAUUAUUACAGAAAACUACGGAUGAAUUGCAUCAAAGUUUAUCAAAUUACUUAGGCCGAUGGCAUAAAGAACUAUCAAAAUUAAGAACUGCUUUAAGAGAUCAAUUAAUUGAAAGUCUUGAAUUAUUAAAAAUUAAAUUAAAUCAAACAUUUUGUUCAAAUGAAUUCCUUAUCAUUAAAACAAACAAUAAUAAUAAUACACCAUUGAAUGAUUCCAAUAUAACAUGGAAUUGUUGGUAUCAUAUAAUAGAAUUAAUAUCAAAAUUUCGUUUAAUAUUAGAACAAACAUUUUUAAUACAAGAUGAUAUAAUAUUAGAUUUAAUGUUACCAGUUGAUAAUUAUUUAAUACAAUCAUUAUUAGAAACAUCAUGUCAAUCUAAUAUAAUUGAUUCAAAGAAUAUACAAGCUGAAGAAUUAGAUGAAAAGAUUAAAUGUCAUGAAUAUUGUCAAGCUCGAUUAAAUUUAAUCUUCGAUUCUUUAACUGGUCAUUCAGAUUUACCAUCAUUAACUAGAAAAUCAAGAAAUUUAUUUGUGAAUAAUAAAGUGAAUCGUCAUUCAUUAUUACCAUUACCCAAUGAUAGAAAUCAUCCUAUGAAAGAUGAAGAAAGACGAAUAUCAAAGGGUAGAACUGUGAAAUCUUCAAAUAACAUUAAUAAUAACAUAAAUACUCAUAAUAAUGAUAAUGAUAUUAAUCAAAUGAAUAAUGUUCUUAUUGAAGCUGAACAAUAUAGAAUGUUGUAUAGACCAGAAUUGGUAUUUACAUUUAGAUUAAAUCGUAAAUUAAUUCAAUCAUUAGAAUUAGGUGAAUCAUUAAUUGAUGGAUUGAAAAAUUUUAAUAUUGCUCAAGGAACAUGUAUGCGAAAAUUGAUGCGUAUGCAUUAUUGUGCUUUAUGCUAUGGGGAAACUUUAUCAAGACCAUGUCCUGGAUUAUGUUUAAAAAUUUUAUCAGAUUGUUUAAGACCACUUAGUCAACUUAAUCCACAAUGGUAUCGUUUCACAGAAACUAUCAAAAGUGUAGCAGAUAUAUUCUUAGAAAAACCACAAUUAAGAUUAGAAAGUCAAUUGGACGACUUUCCAGAACAUCUUGUAAAUUAUUAUCAUCAAUUAUUACAUACCUAUCACAACUGGUUACAACCUCAAUGUUCAGGAAUAAAAAAACUGUACAAUGUGUUUGAUCAGCUUAAAAGUAAUUCCAAAACUAUAUUUCAAACAAUGAAGAAGAAUAAUAAUACAAAACGUUUGAAACAUCAUAAGAAGAUUUUUGAACAAAUGAAAACAACUAUGGAUGAAAUAAAAAAUAUAUGGUCACAUUCAAGUACAGCAUUGUGCUUAGAAUCACCUUAUCUUGCUUUAAUCAAUAGAAGACGUGAUCAAUGCUGGAAUGGAACAGUUAUUGCAAGUUUUAAUGAAGAGAAAUGUACAUUUUGUCAACAUGAACCAAAAUUAAAAGAAACGAUUAUUACAAAUUCACAUAAUGAAAAUUAUAAUGAGAAAUUAUCACCAAGUCGUAAACAACGAACAUCAUUUAUACCAACUAAUGAUAUACAACAACAAUCAAGUAUUAGUGAAACAGAUGAUCUAUUAUCAGCUUCAAUUGCAUCAACUAAUUAUUUAUUAAAUAAUCCAUCAUGGAAUUCACCAUUACAACAUGAUAAGGAAUUAGCUUUUCGACGUGCCAAUGAAAUUCUAGUUAGAGCAUCUAGAGAUUUGGAAUGGUCCGUGAAAUCAUUGUUAAGCGAAACCAACUAUUAUAAUUCAUUAAAUGCUAAGUCUACUUCAAACGGAGGUGAUAAAUCUAAAGGAAAUACACCACCAGAAUCAUGGGCACGAAUUUCAACAUCUCAAAAACCUGGAGAACAAUAUGAAACCGGGAAAACAUCAUCCAAUCCACAUUCAGAUAUGACCAAUUCUUUAGGUAUGCUCGCUUAUGGAUCAAUACUAAAUUGGAAUGCACAAGGAGAAGGAGGAGAAGAAGAAGAAGAAAAUGAGGAAGAAGUACAACGUAAAAUACCAAUGAAUUCUAGAAGUAAUAAUCCAUCAUCAUCGGAUUCCUCUUCGAAACCAAUACGAAUGACAAUAAAUCAAAAAAAUUCAAAGAAAAAAAAUUCACCUGACAAAGCACAACGCAUAAGACCAUUAGAAAGAAACUCAAAUCUUGCCUCAGGUUUUAUUCCAGGUUGGACAUUAUAUGCAUGGACUCCAAUUAGUUCACCUGCUAAAGAACAUACAUAUGAAAAACCAGUAGAUAACAGUUUUGUCCAAGAAGAUACAAAUUAUGGUGAAAGUGGUCUACAUGAUACCAAAGGUGAACUUGAUUAUCCACAAUUAUUUCCAUUUGUUAAUAUGAAUUCACAAGAAUUGAAUAUAUCAAUCAUGGGAUCGGAUGAAAAAUUCUUACGUAAUAAUAGUGUAUUUAAUCCAUAUAUGCAUCAUAAUCUUAAUAAUUCUUUAUGGACAAAUAAACAAAUUAGAAAAAAUAAUAAAACAACCAAUUUAACUGAUUUAAACAAAAUUCAAGAUCCCAAUUCAAAUAAAAAUGGAGCUAUGUGUAUUGAACUUCAACGUGAACAAUAUUACAUUAUAAAUAUUAGCAUAUCUGUGAUGCUUUUGAUUUAUUUAUUGAGGGUAUGAACUGAUAAAUGUUAAAUGGUUGAUUCUUUCACUAAAUUGCCUUUUUGUCAGUCACCCCCUCCCCACACACACAUGCACACACACACACAAGUAUCCACUUAUGCAUUCAUGCACAUAAACAAUUUCAUAUGCCGUACAUUAUGUUAUUUUUCAUCUUGUUUUACAUAAAGAAGUUUAAUUCGAAAAAAAUGUACAGGAAUAUUCGUUUCUCUUUUAAAAGAAGAUUUUUAUGGUUGUAAUUUUUUUAUUUUAUUCUUUAUUAAGUACCAAUGAACUUCAAUUAGUAGUUACCUAUUACUAACAAGAAUACAAGAAUGAAAAACACUUGGCAACCAUCUAUGAACAUUUAAUAUUACAAUAAUAAUCAAUAUUGUUUAUUUGUGAAAUUGUAUAAUGACCGAAAUGAUUUUUUGAUCAUUGAUUUCAUGAUUACCCCCCCCCACUCCCUUUUUUUGUUCCAUCAUUUGAACAUUACUUCAUUUUAGAUUUGAAUCAUGAAUUAAAGCGUCUAUAUAUAUAUAUAUACGUUAUUGAAACAUACGAACAAUCGAUAGAAAUUCUGAUCCCAUCCAUGGGAAUGUCAUCUAAUUAUUUCAUUGGAAUUCAUUAAUCUAUUACAUAGAAUUCUAUCUGAUAUAUUAGUUUAACCAGUGAUAUGAAAAGUAGGAAUAUGAUUAUUCUUUCCAUAUUCUACUUUCUGCUCAGCAUUUCUCUUUUCCUUUUCUUUAUUUCUUUUUUCUUCUAAAUUUUAAAACAUUUCUCUCAUAGAUACCAUAAAAGUAAACUAAAUUUCAUUAUAAAUAGUCAUUAUGUAUUUAAUCACUACAUUGGAUAACAACAUACAUUUAUAGAUUAUAAUAAUGAUUAACUAUUCAUUUAAUAGUUAUUGUUUAGUUUAUUCUAUAAAUCAAUCUAGAAUGUUAUUCUGAUUUGGCAACGUUUCAAUUUAAAAGAAAAAAGAAAAAAAAAGAAAAAAAAGGAAAAUAAAAAUAAAAGAAAUUAACCAUAUGAUAUCAUUCCUUGGAUAUAUUGAAGUAAAUAAGAUAUAGUUACUCUAUUUGAAAACAAAUGCAUAAAUCUUUAUUUCUGUUUAUUCAGUGAAUAAUAAUAAAUUCAUUGGAUUAUGAUAAAAGUACCUAAAUGUAAUUUACAUUUAUUUGUUGUGUUUAAUUUCAUUCUUUUUUUUGGUGUUGUGCUUGUAUUUUCUUCUUGUGUUUUUUUUCUCUUUUUUUUCUUUUUUCAAAUGAUACCACUUCAUAUUUUGUCUCAUAAUCAGAGAGAAAUUAAAUAAAUUUUUUUUUGAAUGCAA